UGAAGUAUGGAGUAUGCAAAAACCUUGGUUCCCACAUCUCUAAUGAGGUCUGUGUCGUCGGUGCAGACAUCUCUGGCCCAGCGUAUGCUGUCUCCUCCUCAGCCUCGUCCGUACAAGGUCUGCACGCAGAACCGGCGCAGGAGGAAAGGCUUCACUGCUCACUCUCUAGCAGACCUCACGGAGCAGGUGGCCAGUUCUUUUCUGAUAACGUGUCAGUUCCUCACACUUGUGCUGGAGGAUGAUGGGACGGCGGUGGACUCGGAGGCCUUUUUUCAGUCUCUGCCUACUAAUACAGCAUUCAUGGUCCUGGAGAAAGGGGAAGCUUGGACCCCCAAUAAACUGGUCCUGCCAAGUUUCAGACGGCCAAGGAGAAGCGGAAUUGCUAAAUUGAGCUUCGACCUGUACAAACUGAACCCAAAGGACUUUCUGGGCUGCCUCACCGUUAAAGCCACGCUCUAUGAAAUAUACACGCUCUCGUAUGACCUCAGGUGCACCAGAGCCAAGUACUUUCUCAAGUCUUUACUGUGGUGUUUGGUGUACAUGGCCAAACUGGCGGGUCAGGUUCUCCUGUGCGGAUCUACGUAUGUGUUGCGGUAUAUCGGUGAUGAGGAAUCUUCUAGCUAAACGCCACAUCAGCUCGAAACAGUGGGGAAAAAAUGAAAACCUCAUGUUUAGUUCAAAAAUCGAUAUAUUUUGUCUUUGGUACGUCUUGUUUCGUGUGGCUUAUUUCAUAACUGCUUAUUUCUAAGAUUAAAUGCAUGUAAAUGCACUGUUAAUUAAAACAAAACGGUGUACUAAAUAUUUUCCAUGUCAUC
Puntigrus tetrazona (Sumatra barb) is the source of this 815-nucleotide messenger RNA. It is a transcript of the gene cidea, whose product is annotated as cell death inducing DFFA like effector a. Lineage: Eukaryota; Metazoa; Chordata; Actinopteri; Cypriniformes; Cyprinidae. Gene Ontology annotation, biological process: regulation of apoptotic process; apoptotic process. The transcript has 5 exons. The coding region runs from base 7 to 624 and encodes 205 amino acids. The record is from RefSeq and is a predicted model, not a curated record.